Molecule: messenger RNA, 1899 nt
Organism: Mya arenaria
Lineage: Eukaryota; Metazoa; Mollusca; Bivalvia; Myida; Myidae
Exons: 7
Coding region: 1-1854 (617 amino acids)
Biological process (GO): regulation of apoptotic process
Source: RefSeq, a predicted model, not a curated record
AUGGACGAGCGACACAGAUCUGUACUGGAGCGGAACCGCGGCCUCCUGCUGGGGAACAUCAUCCUCACAGACGAGUUCUUCCGGUUGCUCAAGUCGGAACAUGUGCUUCCGGAUACCAUGAUCAAUGAUAUUCAGUCCCUGAAGACGCAGCUGUCCCGGAACUCCCGCCUGCUGGAGACACUGCGCCUGCGCGGCGGGGACGCGUACAAGAAGUUCCGUCACGUGCUCUACCUGACUGGCCACCAGAUGCUAGCCGAUCAUCUACACGGGGAAGACCUGGAGACGCGGCUGUGGCGGGGAGACGAGCUGUUCUCCAAGUUUCCCAAGGUGUUCCAACACGUCAGUGACGACACCAAAGCCAAAAUACUCAAAUUUCUAGAAACAAAGGUAAAGGAGAAGGCUACCACAAACGCGUGGCUGACUGCGGGCGCCGACAGAACCGAAGUUAUGGAGUCUCGGAGGGUCGUGUUCGAUGCGGAAAAAGAUUAUAGGAUCAAACUGGAGAACAAAACUAAAAAGCUGCUUCAAAUGAAAGAUGAGGCAACGGUGCUGGCAGAGGAUAUCAAAGCGAGGGAUGAGGCGAUGGCCAGAGUUCAACAAGAAAUUGGAGUCAUGAGGAACCACUUCAAAGAGGAUCUUGCGACACAGUCCAGGUUUAACGCCGCAAACAAUCAGUCUAUCAUACACUUGAAAGACCGCUUUGAUAAUUUCAACGAACGUGUGAAGAAUAUAAAUAUAGCUAUUCGUCGUUUUCUUGAGACGGACAAUUUACACGUUGACGAUGAUCCGGAUAAUAUCAAAAUUUCAAUGCUGGAGAAAAAUGUUCGAAAGAUAAUUCAAGUUGCGAGAACUAAUUUAGAAAACACGUCACAUAGUUCAAGUGAAAAAGAAGCGGUGCUAAGUUUGUUACGUACGUCAACGCGUCACCGGACUCAGACGUUAACGGAGGCGGUCCAGCAGUACGUUGAUAAACAGGAAAAGGGAAAAGCGGCGAUAGGGAAGGAGCUAGAUAUGCUCGUUGAUGUUGUUAGAGGGAGCAAGUUUACAGCUAAGAUGUCGACCAAACCGAAGACAGAUUUGAAGUACUUGAAAACUCAGAUGGCUAUUUUACGGGAGGAAGUGGAACAUAUAAAGAAGAAGCUGGAGUGGAAAGACUGCCAGAUUUCUGACCUUAUCAAAGAAAACAGUGAUUUGAAGGAGAAUAGCGCGAGACAAAACGUGCAGAAGACAGUCUCGUUUCCGAAACUGACGCAACAACUUCCGGUCACGCAUGCGUCGAAUGCAGAUGGGUCACGUGAUACCCCGGAUUCUUCGCGGGAAAUUGAGCAAGUUUAUCAACAAUAUGAUAGGUAUGUCCAUGGAACGAACACGCCGCCACCGACGCGACGUCCAAGCACAUACAGUCGUCGUGGUUCUUUAGCCGACGUCAACCUUGAGAAUGACGUCCCAUCGCUUCCGCCGGAUGUGAAGUCACGAAGGAACUCUUCCUAUGAUUCGAGCGGCCUUGACAUCUUAGGUACAACCCCUCAGUAUCGACGAAGCAUCUCCGAGCUUAAAUCGUUUGAAGGCUUCGGCGAUUUAAACAUCCCUUCGGUUUUCACAGACGCUGUGACGUCAUCAGCGAACGUCAUCAUGAAGUCACCACGGUCGUACACUUCUGUGGACAGGUUAACUCACCGGCGGCAACCGGGAUCAGCGAUCAAAACGGAUCUGCCGACGGAAUUUACUCGCGCUGGCCGGCGCCCUUCGUUAGCGGAUUUAAUUACGAUUUAUGAAAAUUCGCAAGACGAGAAUAAUUCAACAGAAGAGAACAACAACAACAACACGAGACUUCCGGUAUUACAGGAAACUUGAACGAAUGUAACAUUCUGUGUGGUACUGAUUGCAAGCUUUGGGAAA